Messenger RNA from Funneliformis geosporum, 1576 nucleotides. Lineage: Eukaryota; Fungi; Glomeromycota; Glomeromycetes; Glomerales; Glomeraceae. The record is from the annotation of a GenBank genome assembly.
GUCAGGAUGUAUUGCAAAAAUACGCGAAACUUGUUUUGCAAAAGCAUUCUAACCUUAGAAAUUGGACUAUCGAAGAAAAGAAAGAGACGAAAGAAAACUUUGUAUAUUUUAACCGAAAAGCUCCACUAGGGUGCCCACUCUGCAAACGUAUACAUGACAAGGAUCAGCGGUGGUUCAGUCGUAUAUGCGCUAGAAGUGGUGAAUUCAUCGUAAAAUGUUUUCGGCAAAAUAGUGAUAAGUGUGGGGAAGUUUUUGAAUGUGAUCCAUCUAUUGCAGAAAAAAUUCAGCAAGAAAAUAAAAAUUUACCACAAGCCUCUCAUAAGAUAAAGGGUCCAGGUUUCCCUAAAGCCUUCUUAAAAUUCCCAUCUUGGGUUAAGUAUGAUGACCCCCUUAUAGCUACAGAAACAUAUAAGGAGAAAUAUGUAAAACUAUUACCCAAUGAAGGCGAUAUUUAUGUGGGAUCAUCUUGGGAGACAGGAAAAACAUAUAUUCUAGAGCAUCUUACUAUAUCUGAUAAUGUGAAUUUACUAGUAUUAUCCACGCGUCACUCCUAUUCGAAUGCUGUUAUUACAAGACUUAAUCUCAAAUCAUAUUGCGAUAUUAAUGAUAAUAUAAAUCUUUCUGAUCACAAGAGAGUUGUGUGUCAGAUAGAAAGUUUACAUUGUAUUACUAAUAAUUGUAAAUGUAAUAAAAAAUGCAAAUGUCUUCCAAUCCAAUAUGACUUAUGGCUUAAUGAAAUAGUAUCUAUAAUUGCUCAAGCACAAAGUCGUUUAGCAGGGCAAUCAAUAGAGAAAUUAUAUAAAUUAAUUCAAGAGGCUAGACGUAUUAUCGUCAUGGAUAAUAACCUUACUGAUCUUAACAUUGAAUGGAUUAAGACCCUUCAAACAGUAUUAGCUGAACUUUGGGAUUGGGUUAAGCAGAUGAUUUCACUAUCUUUUGAGAAAUGGAAAAAGUUAAGGAUUAAGGAAUAUCAUAGUAAAUCUGAUUCAGUAGAGAAGGCCACCGACUUCGAUAACGUGGAAGAAACAUGGAUAAAUGUAGAUCUAGUUGUAUAUACUAAAAUAAAUGCUGGAACGAAUCAGAUGCUAUUCCACAUGCGAUGUAUCAAGGAUUAUAUAUGUCAUAUUGAGCAGAGAUCUUCUAAUGUUCCCAUUAUAGAAAAGGGAUUAUUUCAGUGGUUAUUAAAUGCUAAACGUGAAUGUCUUCCACGAGAACUUCAAAAUAGAGGAAUUUUUCCAGAUAUUGAUUCUGUUAUUCAGAAUAAGGAUAUGCCAACUAUUCGAUUAUGGAUAGCAUUUAUAGAGGCGGGUAUGAUAAUUUCUAUCAUAGAAUCUGAUCCUAAAUCUAAUGAAAAUGUUAUUUCAUUGUCUCAAGUGGUAAAAACAAAGUGUACUAUUGUUAAAGCAGAGAAAAUAUCAGAUAUAUUUAAUGCUACGAUUGUUAAUCAUGAGACUGCUGAAAUUUUGGAAAAUAGGCUAAGAAAGACUUUGAAAGAAAUGCGUUCUUUAGACCAGUACCAUAUUGUGAAUUGUUAUCAGGUUCCACCUGAAUUACUAACCGAAUACUUCAUCUCAAA